Messenger RNA from Centropristis striata (black sea bass), 1328 nucleotides. RefSeq names its product ring finger protein 182 (gene rnf182). Lineage: Eukaryota; Metazoa; Chordata; Actinopteri; Perciformes; Serranidae. The coding region runs from base 108 to 968 and encodes 286 amino acids. The transcript has a single exon. The record is from RefSeq and is a predicted model, not a curated record.
UCUCCAUCUAUGGGAAACUUGCCGUGUCCCUCGGUGCUGAGCCUGGACCCUAGCUUCUGUUUGGAUCUUUCUGUUGAUCUCAAGGCAGGAUAGCGUUCGGUCGGAGGAUGAUGAUCGAGCUGCAAAGCCCUGAGGAUGGUGGCCGUGGUGGUAGCUGUGGCCACGUGGACAUACUGAACACCGAGGAGCUGGAGUGUAAGAUCUGCUACUGCGCAUACAACCUGGGGAGCCGAAGGCCAAAGGUGCUCGAGUGCUUCCACCGUCUGUGUGCCAAAUGCCUCACAAAGAUCCUGGACCUGGGUGAGUCUCCUCCCAACGCUGUGGUGUGCCCUUUCUGCCGCUUUGUCACCAGGUUGCCGGGGGAGGCAGUGAGCAGCCUGCCAGACGACUGCAACCUGGUGGCGGCGCUGGCCCUCCAGAGCAGGAACCACAGGAACCUCCACUUCCACCAGGAGGCAACCACAGAGCUGCUCCUCAGCCCCAGGCACCUCAGCUCGCUGAUGGGGAGCAACUUACCCAUGACAUCCCCUUCCUCCUCCUCAUCCGCUUCUUCGUCCUCCACCACCUAUUCCUCCAUCCGGGGCUCCCCUAACUUUGUGGUGAUCACCAUCAUGGAGCCUCCACCGAUGCCUGCAUCCACCCAAGAGCUCCACCAGCCGCGUGGAUCUCACACAUCCAACCGGGGCUACCGCUCAUCCAGUCUGGACUCCAUGGCGUCCAUCACGCAGAGGUGGACCGUGUGGAACUGUGCGGCCCUCCUGUGCCAGACCUCGGCCCGGGCUCUGGUGUGGGUGCUGGGGCUGCUGUACUUCAGCUCACUGCCCAUGGGAGUCUACCUGCUCAUUAUGCAGAGGACAACGCUUGGGGUGCUGCUGGUGAGCCUAGUCCCUGCCAGCCUGGUCAUGAUCAUGGUCUACGGGUUCUGCCAGUGCAUCUGCCAUGAGCUGUGGGACUGCAUGCCACCGUAAUGGGAGCAGAUGAAUGGGCAAUGCUUUGCUUUGAAUAUGCUUGACAAUGAACCUCCAGAAUUCACUAAUGGCGAUGUUACUGUGUAACUGACCAUGUCAACACUUCAAUAGAAAAAUGCUUCUUUUCUUUACUGAGGAAGAGACCAAGAACAUUAUGUACAUUACAGAUGGCUUUUCAUUAUUAUACAUGUUAAUUUGUGCUUUGUUUAGCUUGGUAGCCAACUAAUAAUAGAGCUCUAAGUGUCAGAUUUUGCUAAAACUUUUAGGCCAUUUCUGUUGGAAUCUGCUGAAUAUCAUGCAUAAUACACUACUGUUGUAGUGAGAAACCUGAAGCUGUUUCAGGUUUGAAUAAUAACUGUC